Molecule: messenger RNA, 1446 nt
Organism: Pogoniulus pusillus (Red-fronted tinkerbird)
Lineage: Eukaryota; Metazoa; Chordata; Aves; Piciformes; Lybiidae
Product: fructose-1,6-bisphosphatase isozyme 2
Exons: 7
Coding region: 1-1023 (340 amino acids)
Biological process (GO): fructose metabolic process; sucrose biosynthetic process; gluconeogenesis
Cellular component (GO): cytosol; cytoplasm
Molecular function (GO): fructose 1,6-bisphosphate 1-phosphatase activity
Source: RefSeq, a predicted model, not a curated record
AUGUCUGACAAAACCCCCUUUGAAACAGAUAUGCUAACGCUCACAAGAUUCGUUAUGGAGAAGGGACGCCGCGUUAAAGGAGCAACAGGGGAGCUGACACAGCUGCUCAACUCCAUGCUGACUGCCAUAAAGGCCAUUUCCUCUGCAGUCAGAAAGGCAGGCCUUGCUCACAUGUUUGGUAUCGCUGGCACUGUAAAUGUGACUGGUGACGAAGUGAAGAAGCUGGAUGUGUUAUCCAACUCCCUAGUGAUUAACAUGCUCCAAUCCUCCUACAGUACCUGCCUCCUGGUCACAGAGGAGAACAAGGACGCCGUUGUCACCCCGAAAGACAAGCGGGGUAAAUAUGUGGUGUGCUUUGACCCACUUGAUGGCUCAUCCAAUAUAGACUGUUUGGCACCAAUAGGAACAAUAUUUGCUAUCUACAAAAAGGAAACGGAUGAUGAGCCUUCUGAGAAAGAUGCUUUGCAGCCUGGGCGCAAUAUUGUUGCUGCAGGCUAUGCCUUGUAUGGUAGUGCUACACUGGUUGCCCUCUCCACAGGACAAGGAGUGGAUUGCUUCAUGCUUGAUCCGGGUCUCGGUGAAUUUAUUUUGGUGGACAGAGAUGUCAAAAUCAAGAAGAAAGGGAAAACAUACAGUCUCAAUGAAGGUUAUGCAAAGUAUUUUGAUCCUGCAAUGACAGAAUACUUACAGAAGAAGAAAUUCCCUGAGGAUGGCAGUUCCCCAUAUGGUGCCAGGUAUGUGGGUUCCAUGGUAGCUGAUGUUCACCGUACGUUGAUGUAUGGUGGGAUCUUCAUGUAUCCUGCUAAUCAGAAGAGUCCUAAAGGAAAGCUCCGACUUCUCUACGAGUGCAACCCUAUGGCUUUCAUAAUUGAGCAGGCAGGUGGAAUGGCAACUACGGGGACUGUGCCAGUGUUGGAUGUGAAACCUGAGAGCAUUCAUCAGAGAGUCCCUCUUAUCCUUGGUUCUCCAGAUGAUGUACAAGAAUACCUUGCUUGUGUACAGAAACACCAAAAGAGCAGCUAAAGGCUUCUCUACAUCCGAAUUUGCUCAUCUGUCUUCAGUCUAUGGGAGAAUCUAUAACUUUCAAGAUGGUGGAUUCUAGCAAUUAGCACUCAUCUCUCAGUGAAAAUCUCACUGUUUCCUUUCAGACAAAUACAAAAAUCCUCUAUCUCUGAUUUAUGCAGUGCAAACUUAGGAACACAGAGGCCUGAUUACUAAAUGGAUGUGAGUUACUUUAUAUAAAAUUAACAGGAGGAAAUUAAUUGUGUCAGUACCCUCAUUGGAUCUGAACCUUAAGAUUUGACACUACAAGGCUGGCAUUGUUUGAGACAGGAUUUUCACAUCAGCAUUCACGAUGCCAUUAUCUAGAUUUUCUGUCAAAGUUUCUGUUGCAGGUGCCUUUUAUCUUGAAAACCCUAAGAAGACCAAAAGUCUUGUGCUAUCUGA